Messenger RNA from Rhizopus microsporus ATCC 52813, 168 nucleotides. RefSeq lists its product as uncharacterized. NCBI's taxonomy places the organism in Eukaryota, Fungi, Mucoromycota, Mucoromycetes, Mucorales, Rhizopodaceae. Bases 1 to 168 code for a protein of 55 amino acids. The transcript is spliced from 2 exons. The record is from RefSeq and is a predicted model, not a curated record.
AUGAAAAUCAAUAAGUAUUGUGACGAUAACGACGAUGAAAUUGCGUGUAACAAUAGCGGAGUUGAAACGGAUGAACUUCGUGACCCUCACGAACUUCAUGAGGCAGACGAACUUCACGACUUGUAUGAAGUUCAUGUUCCUCAUGAAGUUCAAGCAAAUGAAUUAUAA